GCAGCCCGUUCCCGGCGGGAGGUUGUUGGAACAGCCUUGUCUCCGGCGGGAGGCUGUUGUAAGAGCCGUGGUGUAAUGGCGGAGUAAUGGCGGCGAGUCUGGAGCUAGUGGGCUGGGUGCUGCUGCUGUUCUCGGCUUCUUGGGCCGCCACAGCCGAAGUAUCAGCCAUGGCAGGUAACAGUAGCACGCCUGAGGAGGGUUUCCUGUGCGAGUGUGACCGAGACUCCUGCCAGGGCGACAUCGUCUGCCGAGCCCAGCAGAAAUGUUACUCCGCAAUCGUCUACGGAGAGCUGAAAAAGGGCUGUUUUGGACAAGAGGAGCAGUCGCGGAUGUCGUGUAACACACCCGACCAACCUACAGUCAACGUUGUGUGCUGCGACUACGAAAUGUGCAACAAAAACAUCACCCCAACACUCCGAACAGACUCAGACCCGACGUUUGCGGUGGAUAACGAGCUGACCCAGCUGGUGAUCUACGCCGUCAGCCCGAUCGGAGCUCUGAUCAUCCUGGCAGCAGCCGCCAUCCUCAUCGCUCGCUUCAUGCACAAGCGCCGGCUGCAACGGUACCAGCGCGAUGUAGAGAGAGGGGGUGUGCACGUGGGAGACAUGCACGCGUACCCCGCCGGCGACAACACGCUACAGGACCUCGUGGACCAAUCGUCAGGCAGCGGCUCGGGGCUGCCCUUCUUGGUGCAACGAACCGUGGCACGACAGAUCACGCUCGUGGAACAGAUAGGAAAGGGCAGGUAUGGCGAGGUGUGGAGAGGGCAGUGGCAGGGCGAAAACGUCGCCGUGAAAAUUUUCAACUCCCGCGACGAGAAGUCAUGGUUCCGAGAGACGGAGAUCUACAACACGGUCCUCCUCCGCCACGAGAACAUUCUGGGCUUCAUCGCGUCCGACAUGACGUCGCGAAACUCGUGCACGCAGCUCUGGCUCAUCACGCACUACCACGAGUACGGAUCCCUGUACGACUUCCUGCAGCGCACAACGCUCGACGCACACCGCAUGAUGAAGCUUGCCUGUUCCAUCGCGGGAGGGUUGGUUCAUCUACAUGUGGAGAUUUUCGGCACGCAGGGUAAGCCCGCCAUCGCCCACCGCGACCUCAAGAGCAAGAACAUCCUGGUGAAAAGCAACGGCCAGUGCUGCAUCGCUGACUUGGGUCUGGCCGUGAUGCACUCCCAGGCAACGGACACGCUGGACCUGGGCUCGAACCCGCGGGUCGGCACCAAGCGCUACAUGGCCCCGGAACUGCUGGAGGAGAUCAUGAACUACGAGUGCUUCGACUCGUACAAGAGGGUCGACGUGUACGCGUUGGGACUGGUGUUAUGGGAGGUCGCUCGGCGGUGCACAUCUGGGGGGAUAGCAGAGGAGUACAAGCCGCCCUACUAUGACGUCGUUCCGAGCGACCCGAGUUACGAGGACAUGAGGAAGGUCGUCGUCGAGGGACAACAGAGACCCAGCAUUCCAAACAGAUGGUCCAGCGACCAGACAUUAACAGCGAUGGCGAAGUUGAUGCGGGAGUGUUGGUACCACAACCCGGCGGCCCGGCUCACGGCACUGCGGGUCAAGAAGACGCUUAACAAGCUGCAGGCCUCGCUGGAGAAGAUGAAGGAGCUGAAACAGGACGUGUGAUUGUCGUCCAGUUUACGUACCGUUUCCCUGAGGUGUAGCUGGUGAAGAUUGAUGAUAGUCUGUACAUACGUCUGAGCUUUGUAUGGCACAGCACAGCAAGGCUGUGCAGAAACAAGAAUAACCCUUCCGGAGCAGAACCCCACAUUUCCCAUGUUGUAACGAGAACUCCUCUUACCCUCCGCUGCUCUCUGUGUUUGAAUGAAGAAUGAAAAUUCCAGAAAUCCUGGGCUCAGUUGGGUCAACAAAAACUGGGUUACCAGAAACCCAGCUGGGUCACUAGAAACCUACACCCAGCAGGGUUCCCAGAAACCCAGCUGGGUCACUAGAACCCUACACCCAGCAGGGUUACCAGAAACCCAGCUAGGUCACUGAAAAGCCUGGGUUGAGCUGGGUUACCAGAAACUCAACUGGGUCAGAAAAAAGCCUGGGUUAAGCUGGGUUUCCAGAAACCCAGGUGGGUCUCUAGAACCCAGGUCACCAGAAACCCAGCUGGGUAAAUGCCAAUGUGUAGUUGGAGCUGCGCAAGUGAACAUGUACUGUUCUGAGUGGUGCUGUGGCCUUAGCAUCUUUGUUUAUUGAAAUAAGCAGCAACACAAAUAACCCUUCUGUCUGCAGUAGUUAGAAGAGGGCAUUUCAGGGUGGGGUUGCUGUCCAGGGUGGGGGGGGGGGUUGUUGGGGUUGCUUUGCCCUAGCCUUUGUAACUGUGGAUGUGUAUAACCGCUACAACGAUACCUGCAUUAUACUGUGUAUGUACUUUAACAUAUCUAACUAGGGACCGUCGGAACAACGAUGUAGAAAAAAAAA
This is a messenger RNA of Branchiostoma floridae (Florida lancelet), 2435 nucleotides long. RefSeq names its product activin receptor type-1-like. The transcript has 10 exons. Gene Ontology annotation, molecular function: transforming growth factor beta receptor activity, type I; SMAD binding; ATP binding. Gene Ontology annotation, cellular component: plasma membrane; BMP receptor complex. NCBI's taxonomy places the organism in Eukaryota, Metazoa, Chordata, Leptocardii, Amphioxiformes, Branchiostomatidae. The record is from RefSeq and is a predicted model, not a curated record. The coding region runs from base 87 to 1631 and encodes 514 amino acids. Gene Ontology annotation, biological process: protein phosphorylation; BMP signaling pathway; cellular response to growth factor stimulus.